AUUAAAGAACACAGACCAUUCAACUCAUUUUCACUCUCUCUCUCUUCUCUGAACUUUCCUUCAAACAAAGAUUUGAAGGUCGAAGUUGAAUUUCAACUUUCAUCUCCUUCGAACUUUUGCCUUAAUCUUCACGUUUCUCUCUUUUUCUUUCUCUUUUCUGGCCCCCCUUUCUUCUUCAACUGACAACAGGAGGGAAGGUACUACAAUUUUGCUUGCCAAUUCUCGAAGCAACUACGUGGAAGUUCAUCAGUGCUUUGAUAGUUUGGAAAAAUUCAAUGACUAGCCUCAAGCUAGGAGUGGAAGUAGUGGGUGCUCAUGAUCUUAUGCCAAAAGAUGGACAGGGCUCAGCCAAUGCUUAUGUAGAGCUUCACUUUGACCAUCAGAGAGUCCGUACUACGACCAAGGAGAAGGAUCUCAAUCCCGUUUGGAACGAAAGCUUCUUCUUUAACAUAUCGGAACCACAAAAUCUGUCUAACCUCAUUCUUGAGGCCUUUAUCUUUAACUACAACAAAGCCAACAGCCCCAAGUCAUCCUUUCUUGGAAAAGUUCGUCUCACUGGGACCUCGUUUGUCCCUUACUCUGACGCUGUUGUUUUUCACUAUCCGCUGGAAAAACGAGGCAUUUUCUCACGAAUAAAAGGAGAACUCGGCCUUAAGGUCUAUGUAACUGAUGAUCCUUCUAUUAAGCUAUCGAAUUUGCUUCCUGUGAUGGAAUCUUCUGUGGAAAGGGAACCUCUGGCUCCAAUCACAUCUGAUCACCAAUCAACAAUACGAAAAGUUCCAAAGUUUGUAUCCAGUCUAUUUUCUACCGAUAAUACUGAAUCGAGGACGUUCCAUCACCUUCCCAAUGCAAAGCAGCCUCAGCAAGAACAGCAGCAUACUCCAUCACCAAUUAGUGUGCCGAAUGUGAACUAUGGAAGAUAUGGUAUGCAAUCUGAACUACAUGUUGCAAAUGCUGCUCACACGUACCCAGGGUCAUCAUUUCAAUAUAAUGAUUAUGCAAUUAGAGAGACAAGUCCUCACCUUGGUGGUGGGAUGGUUAUUGGAGGUCGUGUCGUUCAUGGAGACAGACCUACAAGCACCUAUGACCUUGUAGAAAAGAUGCAUUAUCUUUUUGUUCGAGUUGUGAAGGCCCGUGAUCUUCCCACCAAGGAUUUGACUGGAGGCUUGGAUCCUUAUGUUGAAGUGAAACUAGGGAACUUCAGGGGAACUACGAAGCAUUAUGAGAAAAAUCAAAGUCCUGAAUGGAACGAAGUCUUUGCCUUCGCAAAGAUGGACGUGCAAUCAACAUCACUGGAUAUUGCACUUAAAGACAAAGAUACAAUAAAAGAUGAUUAUGUUGGGCGUUUGCGGUUUGAUCUUCAUGAAGUUCCUACUCGAGUUCCACCAGAUAGUCCAUUGGCUCCGGAAUGGUAUCGCCUUGAAGACAAGAGUGGAUCAAAGAAAAAGGGAGAGCUAAUGGUUGCUGUAUGGUAUGGCACACAAGCGGAUGAGGCUUUUCCAGAUGCCUGGCAUUCCGAUGCUAUCUCUCCUACCGAUGGUUCUUCAGUCAUCCCGGCGUAUAUUCGCUCAAAAGUUUAUCAUUCACCAAGAUUGUGGUAUGUUCGUGUCAACAUCAUUGAAGCUCAAGAUUUGGUUGUGGAAGAGAAGUCUCGUUUCCCAGAUGCUUAUGUGAAGGUACAAAUCGGUAGCCAAAUUUUAAGAACAAAAACUGUGCAAACUCGGACAAUGAAUGCCUUGUGGAAUGAAGAUCUGAUGUUUGUCGCUGCUGAACCCUUUGAUGAUCAUUUGAUCCUUUCUGUUGAAGACCGUGUCGGUCCCAACAAGGAUGAAACACUAGGGAGGGCUGUUAUACCACUGAAUACUGUUGAGAGGCGUGCUGAUGAUCGAGUUAUCCGCAGCCGAUGGUACAACCUUAUGAAGUCUAUGUCAGAUGCCGUGGAAGAAGGGGAGGGGAAGAAAGAGAAGGAUAAGGACAAGGAUAAGUUCCAUAGUAGACUCCAUCUCCGCAUUUGCCUGGAUGGAGGAUAUCAUGUGCUCGAUGAGUCAACUCACUAUAGUAGUGACCUCAGACCCACAUUGAAGCAACUUUGGAAGCCACCAAUUGGUAUCUUGGAGCUUGGCAUCCUGGGCGCUGAUGGGCUUCACCCAAUGAAAAGUAGGAAUGGAAAGGGUACAACUGAUACUUUUUGUGUGGCGAAGUAUGGUCAUAAAUGGGUUCGAACUCGAACAAUAAUCAACAACUCAAAUCCGAAGUACAAUGAGCAGUACCAUUGGGAGGUUUUUGACCCUGACACAGUCCUAACUGUUGGUCUUUUCGACAAUGGCCAUAUUGGUGAAUCCAGUAGUAACAGGGACACGAAAAUUGGGAAGGUUCGGAUCCGUAUUUCAACUCUUGAAACUGGUCGCAUAUACACACACGUAUAUCCAUUGCUUGUCCUUCAUCCUUCUGGUGUCAAGAAGAUGGGUGAACUGCACCUUGCCCUGCGAUUUUUGUGCCCAUCGGUUAUGAAUUUGAUGUGUAUGUACUCAAGACCCCUACUGCCGAAAAUGCAUUACAUAAGGCCAUUGAAUGUUGCUCAGCAGGAAUCGCUGCGUCACCAGGCGGUUAACAUUGUAGCAGCUCGACUUAGCAGGGCGGAACCAUCUCUUAGGAAGGAGGUAGUUGAGUACAUGUCUGAUGUGAACUCCCAUCUCUGGAGCAUGAGGCGAAGCAAGGCUAACUUCUACAGGAUUGUGUCGAUUUUAUCGGGAUUACUUGCAAUGGGAAAAUGGUUUGGAGAAGUUUGCAUGUGGAGAAACCCUGUUACUACAGGGCUGGUUCAUGUUCUCUUUUUGAUGCUUGUUUGUUUCCCUGAGCUGAUCUUGCCCACAGUUUUCCUCUACAUGUGUGUGAUAGGAAUUUGGAACUGGCGAUACCGCCCUCGGUACCCUCCGCAUAUGGACACGAGAAUCUCUUAUGCAGAAGCGGUGAGUCCUGAUGAGCUUGAUGAAGAGUUCGACACAUUUCCAUCGAGGCAAAGCCCAGACAUUGUCCGAAUGAGGUAUGAUCGGAUGAGAAGCAUAGCAGGAAGAAUCCAAACCGUGGUCGGGGACGUGGCUACUCAAGGGGAACGGAUUCAAGCACUCUUAAACUGGCGAGAUCCUCGUGCAACAACCAUAUACAUUAUUUUCUGCUUCAUUGCUGCUGUCGUGCUGUACGUAACGCCUUUCCAGAUGCUGUUCCUUCUAAGCGGUCUCUACAUUAUGAGGCACCCCAAGUUCAGGAAUCGAAUGCCAUCAGCACCGAUGAACUUCUUCCGCAGACUGCCCGCCAGGACCGACAGUAUGCUGUAAUUUGAACUGAGAAAGAGUAGUAAUGGGAUUCUCAAGCUUGGUUUCUCUGGCAAGAUUGCAGGAUUUUCUGGAAAUGAUGAGACUUGUAAAUUUGUUUUUGUUAUCUCCUCCAAUUUGGGUUGUGUUGGUGAGGAAAGUAGUGUCAGUGUAAUGCUACAUUCUGAAGCUGGUAAAUAAUGUCGUUAUGUUUUUGCCUAAAAUGCAUAUUAUGGUUCAAUCAACAUAAGUUGACAUUUGAAUUUUCAGUAGUUGAAUCAACUCUA
Momordica charantia (bitter melon) is the source of this 3598-nucleotide messenger RNA. RefSeq names its product multiple C2 domain and transmembrane region protein 5. The record is from RefSeq and is a predicted model, not a curated record. Lineage: Eukaryota; Viridiplantae; Streptophyta; Magnoliopsida; Cucurbitales; Cucurbitaceae.